This is a messenger RNA of Pseudocercospora fijiensis CIRAD86, 1125 nucleotides long. RefSeq lists its product as uncharacterized. Gene Ontology annotation, cellular component: cytoplasm; membrane-bounded organelle. The transcript is spliced from 2 exons. Gene Ontology annotation, molecular function: N-acylphosphatidylethanolamine-specific phospholipase D activity. Gene Ontology annotation, biological process: N-acylethanolamine metabolic process; N-acylphosphatidylethanolamine metabolic process. NCBI's taxonomy places the organism in Eukaryota, Fungi, Ascomycota, Dothideomycetes, Mycosphaerellales, Mycosphaerellaceae. The record is from RefSeq and is a predicted model, not a curated record. The coding region runs from base 1 to 1125 and encodes 374 amino acids.
AUGUCGGCGCGAAACACUAUCACCGUCAAACGCUUACCGGAUCGCAAUCCAGAGCCCGGCAACGCCAAAGCUCACCAUGUUGGAGAACCGCCCACCGCCUUUCGUAAUCCCUGGCCAUCUUUCAAGGAAAACGCUAGCAAGGCAGAACUUUUCAAACUCCGCUUCGGUAGCCACCCCGAGAAGAACUUCGUUCCCGUGCCGGAAGGACCAAAUGGGGCCCGGUCAGAGCAGCUCGUCAAAGUUUUGAAACCACAUUGGGGAGAAACGCAACGGGAGAGGCUGCGAGCGACUUGGAUCGGUCACGCUUCUUUCCUCGUCGAGACGCCGGCGCCGCCCGGCCAGGAUCGCGGGAUUCGAGUUUUGUUUGACCCGGUAUUCAGUGAAAGAACGUCUCCAUUUACGUGGCUUGGGCCUAAACGCUAUACGCCAACACCAUGUAGUUUGCAAGAGAUUCCAGAUCCGGACGUAAUCUGCAUAUCCCAUGAUCACUACGACCAUCUAGAUUUUGAUGUCGUUUCGAAACUGUACAACAAGCUCAAAGGGCGGCUGCAUUUCUUCGUAGGAUUGAACAUUAAGAAGUGGUUCUUACAGCAUGUCGGCUGCACUGAUGACGACGUGACUGAAAUGGAUUGGUGGCAAAACUGUGAGCUAGCCGUGCUCGAUGUCGGGCAGGCUCGUCUGACAUGUUGUCCGACUCAGCACUUCUCUGGCCGCACGCCUUUCAACGGAGGGUCUACACUUUGGUGCUCAUGGGCUCUAGAAAGCACCGGAAAAAAACUUUAUUUUGCUGGAGAUACUGCAUAUCAAGCCAAAGAUACUCCGAGUCCUUGUCCGGUGUUUGCUCAGAUUGGUGAACACAUUGGUCCUUUUGACCUGGCCAUGAUUCCAAUCGGCUUAUACAGUCCCACUUACAUCGCGGCUUCCGUUCAUGUCCACCCGGAGCAGUCCCUAAAAAUACACAAGGCCAUCAAGUCACGCCUGAGCGUGGGUAUGCAUUACGGAACAGUUCGCGGCGGAUUGAGCGCUGCAUACGAGCCCGUCACCGAUCCUCCGAGGAGAUGGCGAGAAGCUGCAGAAAAAGAAGGCGUCGGCCUUUGCCACGUCGGAGAGACUGUGUUUGCGUGA